Eucalyptus grandis is the source of this 573-nucleotide messenger RNA. Its product is annotated as probable aquaporin TIP-type RB7-18C. Gene Ontology annotation, molecular function: water channel activity. The coding region runs from base 1 to 573 and encodes 190 amino acids. Gene Ontology annotation, cellular component: membrane. NCBI's taxonomy places the organism in Eukaryota, Viridiplantae, Streptophyta, Magnoliopsida, Myrtales, Myrtaceae. The record is from RefSeq and is a predicted model, not a curated record. The transcript is spliced from 3 exons. Gene Ontology annotation, biological process: water transport; transmembrane transport.
AUGAGGGUGAUCAAAGCCUCUUCCUUUCUAAGAGCGGGUUCCCAAUUCCUGGACGUCAUGGAAGAGCUGUUCAGCAAGUCCUCCCUCCGGUCCUACUUCGCCGAGUUCAUCUCCACCUUCAUCUUCGCUUCUUGCCGGUUUGGGCUCUGCGAUCUCUGCCGAUGUCCGAGACUGACUUUACUAGGGCAUGUCGGGCGGCCCCCGGCUGGCGCCACUGGGGAGAAUUGCCACAUCCUGGUGGUGGCCAUGGCGCAUGCUUUUGCCCUGUUCGCGGCGGUGUUCACCUCGGCUCAUAUCUCCGGCGGCCAUGUCAACCCAGCAGUGACGAUGGGGCUGGUAAUGGGAGGUCACGUCAGCAUUCUGAGCGGAGUUUGUUUCGCUUGGCUCAGCUCUUUGGGUUCCACCAUUGCUUGUGUCCUCUUGAUGCUCCUCACACCAGGCCAGGCGAUACCGCCAGGUGAGUUAGCUCCACACGACGGGCAUGGCGGCACGGCGACGGAGUUCAUAGGGACAUUUGCUCUCGUCUACACAGCCUGCGCCGCAAGAGACCGAGAAAGGGACCGCAUGGGAUAG